This is a messenger RNA of Histoplasma mississippiense, 381 nucleotides long. RefSeq lists its product with no specific name. Lineage: Eukaryota; Fungi; Ascomycota; Eurotiomycetes; Onygenales; Ajellomycetaceae. Bases 1 to 381 code for a protein of 126 amino acids. Gene Ontology annotation, biological process: mitochondrial electron transport, ubiquinol to cytochrome c. The record is from RefSeq and is a predicted model, not a curated record. The transcript has 3 exons.
AUGGGGCUAGUCGACCUGUUCACCGAUCUAAUUAGCUCACUACCUUUCGCGGAGGCGCACGCCGAAGCACCGCCAGCCGAGGACGCUGCCCCGGUCGACGACGCGGAGAAGGAAGAGCCCGAGGAGGAGCAAGAAGAAGAGGAGGAGGCGGAGGAGGAGGAAGUUGAAGAUAUUAAGCCCAAGUUGGAGGAGGAAUGCGCCAACUCCUCCAAAUGCGCGCCCGCAAAGCACCACUUUAAUGAAUGCGUUGAGCGAGUUACCCGAAACAGCGAAGAUCCCGAUUUCAAGGGUCCCCACGAGGACUGCGUUGAGGAGUUCUUCCACCUCCAGCAUUGCGCAACCCAAUGCGCCGCGCCCAAGCUCUUCCGGGCCCUCAAAUAA